This is a messenger RNA of Blepharisma stoltei, 1465 nucleotides long. The record is from the annotation of a GenBank genome assembly. NCBI's taxonomy places the organism in Eukaryota, Ciliophora, Heterotrichea, Heterotrichida, Blepharismidae.
AUGAAAAAGAAAGAAGAUAUCACAUUGAAAAAUUUGAUGAUUAAAGGGAUGCAAUUCGGAAAUGGAAAAAGUGUAUGAAGUAAUUAGGAAGAAAAACACCAUAAAACAUGAUGAUACAGUAACAAGCAAUGAAGAAGAAACUCUAGAAAAAACAGAUACUAAUGGAGAAGAGUUUGAAUCUGAAUCGAUAGAAGAAUCCUCUCCUGAAGAAACUAAUGAAAACUCAUCAAUUGAAAGUGAAUCAUAUGAAAGCUAUGAAGAAAGCAUAUCAGAAGACAGUGGCAGUGAACUUUACUCUGAUGAUUUUGAUUCAGAAUCACAUAUACAAGCACAUGCUGAGCCUUCUAUUACACAAUCAGGCUCUAAAGAAAGCUUCCAGCAAGACUCUUUAAAUUUUCCAUUAUCUACAACUCAGGCGAAAUUUAUGAUUUCCUCAUCAGCAGAGCCUGUUAAAAAUUCUUUUCAGAGAGAAGUUUCUGAACAAAUUAAAAAUAUUCAAAAUUCAAUAAGCAGACGAUCUAAUGAAAAGCGAAAGAAAAAGCAUCACAUUAGACAAGAACUGCUUAAAGCUUUCCAAGAAACACAAAACCAGCAGCCAGGCAAAGAUUCCCCAUCUGAAUUCCACCAGACCUAUACCCCAAGCUUCGGCGAAGACAUGAAUGUAUAUACAAGUUUUAAAUCUUUCGGCAAAGAAGUCAACAUUGUCGAAGGAAACGCUGUAAAAGUUUUAACUGAGAUCCACUCACAAGAAGACUCAGAAGAAAGCUCUAAAGGGAACAAGCCAGUUGUUAUACUAGUAAAUAAUGACACAGACUCAAUGCGAGCUGUAAAAUUCAAAAAAUGAGAACAAAAAAAAUUAAAAAGAAUUGAAGAAUUAAAAAAUAGAGAACAAUCAAGAUCGCCAAGCAGAAGUCCACAGCAAAGUCCUUAUGCAAGCCCUAAACCUUUAAAUAGAAAUAUCAAGAUCAGCACUCCUUCUUCAGACAGGAUAAGACGGACGCCGUCACCAAUUAAUUUAAAAUCAGAAGAAGUAAAAAAACUUAUUGAUGAAAAAUAUAAAAGGGAUAAUCACUUGCCAAAAAUUACUUAUAAUAAGUCCUCGAAUAGAAGACUAAUUAGAAGUGCAAUAACAGGAGUCUGCCUAGCUGGGGAUUUCCAUAGAAACCAGAGAGAACUAAUGUUGUCAACUAUAGAUAAAAACAAAGAUACAGAUUUUUUUAUAAUAGUUUUCAAUAGUGUAUUGAAAAGAGAAAUAAGGGCGUUGUACUCUCAUGACCCAUCAUUGGGGGCUGUUAAUAAGCUUUGUGGUCCUGUAAGUUUUCCUCAUUCUUUGACUGGAGAUAUGGUAAAAGUGUUCUAUAAUUUUAAUUCUGGGACAAAAGAGUUCGAAGAGCUGCAAUGCAGCGACUUUAUUUUAGGAACAGACGCUGUUGUGUUAAAAAAUCGGCUAAAACUCCUUAAUUAA